Molecule: messenger RNA, 821 nt
Organism: Trichobilharzia szidati
Lineage: Eukaryota; Metazoa; Platyhelminthes; Trematoda; Strigeidida; Schistosomatidae
Source: the annotation of a GenBank genome assembly
AUCUGAAGUAUAUUUAGAUUGUCGUGUAUAUUAGGAAACGGAGAGAAUGAACGCAUCCGUGAAAACUGUAUUCAUCUGCUUCAGCGUGACAGUGCUUUUGUGUCUUUUAAACGAAUGUAAAUCUACUGGAACCCAUACGGAAUGUGAGGCUAGAAAGCAAUUCGAAACAUGUUUGAACAAAACUAAAAGUGAUAUUCUCAAACCAGCUUCCCGUUCUCAAUGGGUUUUGUCCUCAAUGAGAUAUACUGUGGAUAUGAGUAACACUCAGUUUAUUAAAGAGUGCACACAAGACAAAAUUUGCACAGUGAAAACACUCUUGUGUUACCUCGGUGACCAACUGCAAGCUGGCCAGAAACAUUGUUACGAUGAGAAGCGAAUACAACAACUACAAUCUGCGUAUUAUUAUUUGGAAAGCAUAAGACACACACCAAUGGAGUUCGAUGCCGAGAAACUCAGGUAUUCGGCUUAACUCCAGGACCACCGAGUUAUCCAGCAUAUAUCUUCGAUUUCUCUUUGUAAAUUCCUCUCAUUCACUGACACUGCAUUCAAAACACGUUCUGGGAUUCUUUUCACAAACUUAUUGUCUUACCUGUAAUCAUAUUAAUCAAAUAAUUGGUUGGAUGAAGUGGAGAAGAUUCGCUUCUAAAUUUUAUGCACAACUCUAUUCUGAUGAUAUAAUCGAAUCACAAAUACUUAUUGCUCUAUAUAUUCUGACAUUUCUCCUGCUUAUUCUAACAUGCACUCAUUUUGUAACCCAUCAUUACACUGAAGUAUGUUUUCCACUUUCGUUUCUCUACACUGAAAUAUACUCAGAGUUGUGA